Messenger RNA from Saccostrea echinata, 3824 nucleotides. Its product is annotated as tRNA (34-2'-O)-methyltransferase regulator WDR6-like. NCBI's taxonomy places the organism in Eukaryota, Metazoa, Mollusca, Bivalvia, Ostreida, Ostreidae. The record is from RefSeq and is a predicted model, not a curated record. Gene Ontology annotation, molecular function: protein binding. Gene Ontology annotation, cellular component: cytoplasm. Gene Ontology annotation, biological process: tRNA methylation. Bases 150 to 3623 code for a protein of 1157 amino acids. The transcript has 23 exons.
UAAAACAAAGCACACAUCUCUGGAUGCCUAGAUAAGUAAAAUGAUACCCGGUUGACAAGGUUUAUGUAGCCAAGUGCAAGCUGUCUGCCAUUCAACUUGCUCAGUUGCUGCAAUAUUAGCGGAGGACUUUUCAGCUUUCAGUUGAGAUCAUGGAGCACAUAUCAGCUAUUCGGUGCGAUUUCAUGACAGGUCCAGUGACCGCUUUGCACAUUAUUACAGACAACUUUGUUUUGGCAGGAAUAGGAAGCUAUCUUCACACCUUCGAUAUUUCUCUACAGAGAAGUAUAUCCUGUGACUUGGUGUUGCCAUGUCGUUGUAUUCAUGGAAUCAGAGCAUUCAAAGGUAAGACAGAGUUGCCUACCCUGGCUGUGUUUGGUGAAAAGAGCAUUACCAUGAUAGACCUUCAUCUACCAGCAAAGAAAACACAGAGCAGUGCAGUUGAUGAUGAAACUGCUAACAAUGCUUUCAGUGUGACAUCAAAAGCAGGCCUGACAGAAUUUGAAGACUGGAUUUGGGAUGCAUUGUCUUUAGACAAAGAGAACAGUGAUAAUUUGGCCUUGGCAUUAGGACAUAACACUGUAAUCCGGUGGGACUGGAAACAGAGACUGAUAGUGGAGAAGGUCACCUGUGUAGAAAACUGUAUAUUAUAUUGUGCUAAGUUCAUCAAUUCAAAUUGGGAGCACCUUAUUUUGGCUGCUGGAACUGUUUUCAAUGAAAUACUGUUGUGGGCCCCAAAAGGUCAGAAGUCAGAGUCUGGACAUGUGACAGUCUUAAAAAGUUUAAAAGGACACAAGGGUGUUAUUUUCUCUGUGGAGUAUAUCCACCAGAAACAGAUGAUGUGCUCUGCUUCAGAUGAUCGCAGCAUUCGACUCUGGCAAUUCAAAUUUGAGAACUCUUCUGCUCCUGGUGAGGUUGAGACUCCCCUGGAAUUAUGGGAAAACAGCAGUUGUUCUUGUGUAGGGGUGUUGUAUGGUCACUCAGCCAGAGUGUGGGAUGUCAGACUACUGUCCUCAACUCUGGUCAGUGUUGGAGAGGACUCAACUUGCUGUGUUUGGAAUUACAAAGGAGAUAUUCUUCAGAAGUUUAAAGGUCAUAAGGGUAAAAGUAUAUGGAGUUUAACUGUGGAUGACAAGGAAAGAUUUGUGGUGACUGGAGGAGGUGAUGCAAGUAUUCGUCUCUGGUUUUUGUCAUCAAGGUCAGAGAGGUCAAAUUACAGAACUCACUCUCUCCAGCUUCCACAUAUGCUAUCUGGAGGAAAGGAAGAUGACUACCCCCGCUCAGUUGGUCUGCUAAAUCACAACGAGAUUAUCGUCAUUACUAAUGAAGGGUAUUUGUACUUGUAUCAUGUUGAGGAGGAAAGAUGGCAGACACUACAAGAUGAUUCAGAAUUCAGGUCUUACACAGUGAUGUCUGUAGCUCCUACCAAACAUAAAUGUGUUGCACUGGGAAAUAUCCAUGGAACACUCAGGAUUUUUACAUGUAGGGAUGCUUCACGUAAGUCAGAUUGGAGCUACAAGGACUGGAAGAUAUGUGAUGGUAAAAUAAUGAGUGUCCAUUGGUUGUCUGGUACCCAGCUCCUCACCACAGGUCUAGAUGGAGAAAUCAAACUAUGGAACUUUGAAGUUGUGUCCAUGAUUCUGGAGUGUUGUGGUCAGUACACUCUUCCUAUGUGUAAACAGAGGUGGGUGUCAGCUGCUACAGUAGGUCACGGAUCACUGAUCUGCGGGGAUAGAGGGGGUACCAUCCAUUUGUUUCAGCUGGGUAGUGAAUGGAAGAGUCCAUCCCAAAGUUUCCCAAAAAUUCAUGGUAAAACCGGAGUGUCAAGCAUUUGUUUCUAUGGAGAUAAUGUUUACACAACAGGAAGAGAUGGUUGCUAUAGAGUUUUCAGCCAUGAUGUUGGUCACUUGACCUUAUUAAACAGCUACCGUGUGUACAAGGGCUUUGAGUGGAUUGACAGACUUCAGAUAGAGGAAGAAGGAGCUGAAUUUUUUGUCUUUGGAUUUCAGUCUAGUGACUUUGUGUUAUGGAGUGUAAACAGCAAUCAGAAGCUCAUACAGAUUCCUUGUGGUGGAGGUCAUAGGUCAUGGGACUGCAAAACCAAGGGAGACAACUUCAGAUUUGUUUACCAGAAAACAAGGGAAGUGGUUGUAUGUGACACCAAACUCCAACAGAAUCAAGUGAAGCUCAAGAGUGCUCUUCAUGGAAGGGAGGUAACUUGUGUUAGAUUCUUUGAUGUGAGAGAGGAUGGAUGUAUUAUUGUGACUGGAAGUGAAGAUACAAGUGUUCAGAUAUCAACUUUAAAAUAUAACAAUUAUUCAGUGAAAGAAAUAUCUUGCAUAGAAUACCUGAAUGAACAUAUAUCUAGUGUACGGGCCCUCAGUUUAUGCCCCUCCUCCAAACAGUCACAUGACCAGAAAUCCAUGUUAAUGUUUUCUGCUGGUGGUAGAGCUCAGUUGUUGGUAUGGAGAUUGACAGUAGAAAACUCCACCUCCUUAGUAACUGAGAAUCUGUGCAGCUUUAUGAUUGGUCAGAUAAAAAGAAAAGGAAGAACCAGGAUGUGGAAAUUACAGCAGAUAAAUCUGAAUCCAGAAACUAGGUUUAUGGACCUGAGUAGUGUUCAACUCACCAGAGUGUGGUCAGAAUUUCCAGAUCAUUUGCAUAUCUUAGCUUCUGCCUGCUCAGAUGCUUUUGUUAGGUUUUACAUUUUUAAUGAAGAAAAGAGAGAACUUUUUCUUCUCUUAGAAUCUGUCUUUCAUGAACAUUGUGUAUUAAAAGUGUGUCCUCUAACAAGAAAGAGCAAAACAGACUCUGAACUCUACAUACUGUCUGCUGCAACUGAUGGUCAGAUAGCAUUCUGGAAAAUAAAUAAAGGAAAUAUCUCACUCAUUGUUAAAAAACAAUUGGAACCAAGUCCAGAAAAAGUAAAUAUGGAAAAGACUUUCUCUUCCAUAGAGAAUGAUACAGGAAACCAGAUAAGUGAUAAUCUCAGGGAGCAAUGUGAUACUGCAAAGUCUGUGAUGUCUACCUCUAAAACAUGUAAUAGUGAGGAUGAACAAAGAGUAAGCAGUGACUUACAGUACUCUCAGUACAGUGAUUAUAGUUCUGGAAACUCUUAUGAUGCUGGUCACAUACAGGAAGAUUCUAAAGGGUCUUUGGAGACAGAUUCAGUAGAGAAAGAAGACAUGGAAAAAAUGAGGCCUGUUUUUGUCCUGCGUCACCAUCAGUCAGGUGUGAAUGGAAUGGACUGGCUCCAUUAUAAAGAUGACGACUUCCUGAUAGCUACUGGUGGUGAUGACAAUGCUCUUUUUAUUUCAUUGGUUCAAUUUGAUGAUGAUUUCAUCAGAGCCAAGGCCAAAGGGUUUUGUUUGUGUGCUCAUGCAACUGAAAUAACAGGUGUAAAGUUUCUGUCACCCAGUAAGCUGUUGUCAGUGUCCAUUGAUCAGAGGCUUAUACUAUGGGAUAUCAGGAUUACAAAUGAUGAUAUACAGGUACAGCAACUUAGUUGUAAGUUUGUGUGUGUGGCUGAUAUAUCAAACAUAGAUGUCUGGAAAGUUGACAAGAAUAGAUUUACUGUUGUGGUAUCUGGCCAGGGAUUAGCGACAUUUGAUGUACAGUGUGCAUAGUAUGAGUAUGUACCUGUAGUGGGACAGUAAAUACUGUAACAUUUUCUUUUAAAGGAUGACUGAAAUGUUUUGUUAUAUAAAUAGUUCAUUAUAUCCAGUUAACUAUAAUUAUCAUUUUCUUGUGCUUAGAAAGAAGAAAAAGAGUUCAUAGUAAGCAUGAAUUCAGACUUUAUUAUUUUACACUGUAUGUGAGUUUUUUUA